AUGUGUAACAAAGCCAUUAGGAUCAUGGGCUUUUUCAACAACAUGUUAGCUUGCUAAGCAGUUUUACAAAAAGUUGGCUUUAAGACCCUGAAAUCUUUGUCCAAAUUUCGGCCUAUAAAUCCCGAUUGGGUUUAAUUAAGCAGUUCAGCUAAACUCAAAGAACCAACCGAAGUACUAACUCGUGUCUGACUGUCGUGUCGGUUUAUUGUUCAUUGCAUACCAUAGUUAAUAUCUUAGAAAAAAAAAUAUACUUUUCGUAAGGCAAAGACGGGCCAUGGAGGUGGAAGAGCUAGAGAAGAGAAAGUCCAGAAAGAUUACGUCUUCUUCUCCUUCUUCAGCUCUUAUAAAUAACCUUGAUGAUGGCUGCCUUAUGCAUAUUUUCAGCUUCUUGUCUCCCAUUCCAGAUCGGUAUAACACCGCCCUCGUUUGCCACAGAUGGUGUUAUUUGGCGUGUCACCCUCGACUGUGGCUGCGAGUAGAUAGAUCUGUUCAGGAUUUUUCUGAACCUGGUGUUUUCCCCAAUAUUGAAGAAGCUGUGUCUGCAGCCAGACCUGGCGACACUAUUCUAAUUGCAGCUGGCGGCAGUCAUCUUGCCUCUAAUAUUCAGAUUAAAAAACCUCUCUGCCUGAUCGGCGGAGGUGAGCUUCCUGAUGAAACAACUGUCAUCUGUUUGCGAGGUUCAGACAGAGAGAAACAACCUGCACGUUUGUGCUGUUCAUUUUGGUGGAGCAGUGCACUGGAGUUUCUAUCAACCUGCAAGCUGACAAACUUAACGGUGAAGGCGGAGCUAGGUUGCUGCUUGCUUCAUAGGAGUGGAAGGCUAAUUAUAGAUGAAUGCAUACUUCAGUGUGAAUCAAACCCGUUGGACUAUCUGUCAUGCCCGAUCAUGAGUACAGCCGGAAGUGGGGUGUUUCCCUCCAACCUGAAGAGUGAUGGUGAUAGCAUUUCUGUAUCGCACACUCGGAUUGAAGGAGGUGCAAAGGCUGUUUUGACGAGUGGAGAUCUAGCACUACAGCAAGUUCGAGUCAUUUAUGCUCGAACUAGUCUCUAUUUCUGGUUCGACGUUGGUUGUAGAUAAUUGGAUUAGGGAAUUCAAUUUAAUUCCUGAAUGUUGUUUUGUUUUCUGUAGGAACAAUAUCUAAUGUAGCCAUAGCCAUAGCCAUAGCCAAAGGCAUUGUAUGUUAUCAGACCAUUUGCAACAAACGUUCCUUUUCUAUUUUUUAGUAGAUUUGUUCAUGAAUUUGGUCCAA
This is a messenger RNA of Gossypium raimondii (Peruvian cotton), 1250 nucleotides long. Its product is annotated as F-box protein SKIP5. The transcript has 5 exons. Gene Ontology annotation, molecular function: protein binding. Bases 275 to 1078 code for a protein of 267 amino acids. NCBI's taxonomy places the organism in Eukaryota, Viridiplantae, Streptophyta, Magnoliopsida, Malvales, Malvaceae. The record is from RefSeq and is a predicted model, not a curated record.